Stylonychia lemnae is the source of this 1947-nucleotide messenger RNA. NCBI's taxonomy places the organism in Eukaryota, Ciliophora, Spirotrichea, Sporadotrichida, Oxytrichidae. The record is from the annotation of a GenBank genome assembly.
AUGAGAGAGCUCUUAAACUCAGCAGCACAAAUGUCUACCAAAACCUUCUUCAGCAAACUACCAAUGCAAAGAAACAUUGCUCUCCUAUAUGAUCUAUAAAAUAAGAUAAAGUAGAGCCCAGAUAAAAAUAAGUAAUCAGAUGUGAAUUAAAACCCUAAAAUUGAUAUUAGAAAAAUAAUGUUUCAAAAUUGCAAUCAUCAGGCAUUUGAAAGUGUUUACAAAAAGUAUUCACCUAACAAAACUAAUUUACAACAAUAAGCACAUCUCAACAUCCAUUAGUCUUAGUUUUAAUAAAAUAAUUAUCUAAACUACACUAAUCAUAGUAUCUUGGAUACUUUUGGAUCAACAAGGAAAACAAGCAGGCCUGGGUCAUAAUUAAAUGAUGUAAAUGCAGAGAUUCCCUCACCCUUUUAAAGAGAAAAGGUAUCUCUUCAUAAUACAAGCUUAGAUUUUGCUACAGCAGCUGUCUCUAGUUUGCCAAUCAAUACUCAAAAUAACAAUAUAAAAAUGAUGUAGAAGUUUAGAUUAAACAAUGCAAAAACUGAAAUGAGAAAAUCUCCUUCAAAGAGAAGUAAAAGUCCUGGAUCUUUGUAGUAGAAAUUUGGAUUAAAAAUAGCAAAGCAUAAUAUUUAGUUUCAAAGAAACUAUCCAGAGUAAAUCAGCAAUAACACUACUCAAAAUCACUCUAUUUACGAAAAUGAAAGGAAAUCAGCUUUUGUACAAUCUCAAAGGGGUAGUAUAUAAUAAGAAAGUGGAAGACUACCUAACUAGUUUCACAAAAAUCGGAAAGUGGUCUCUCCUCAUAAGUAAACUAGCUUACAACCAAUGAAUAAGCCAGACAAACUUAAUUCUAGUUCAGAUAUCUUGAUGCAAAUGAAUAAAACUGAUUCUCAUGAUAGAUUAGUAAUCAAGCACAUGAGAAAUAAUGCUAAGUACUUCAAUUCAUUUAGGUAAUCCCCUUAAAUAUAUAUUCGGAAUAACAAUUAAUUAAUGGGUUAAAUAGGAGGCCCAAGGAAUUACCUUAACAUGUCCCCAGAUUUUAUUAAUUAACACAAUAGCCCAAUUAAAUAAUCUCUUAAGUAGGGUAAACCUUCUGAAUAAAAUCUUGAGCAGAUAAUCAUAAACAGACUAAAAGACAUAAACUAUGAACUGUUUAAAGUGAUACCAUUAGAUAAAUUAAUAUAAAAAGCAGCUAAGAGCAAUAAAAAGGGUAAUAGGAGUCCGCCUAAAAGAUCUCAGCUAAUUACUAAGAAGAGUAGAAGUACCUUAAAUAACUCAUCGUUAACUACUUAGUCCAAUAUUACCCCAUCCAAUGGUCGAGCUACAAAUGAUUAUUCCUCAGUUAGAGAUUCAAACCGAAAUAGGACAGACUUGGCAAGUAAUUAGAAUACAGCUGAUGCUCUAUUCAAUAUAAAUUUAAAUGGAAACAAUCACACUUAGGGUAGUCCAUAUUAAAACAAAAGAUCUAAACUUCAUUCGGGGGAAUAAAGUCCCUCUAGGAUAAAUGAAUAAAAGCAAGCAUAUCUAAACGAUGAAUUAUUCUAUUAAAACUCCUAAGCAAAAGAUGAAUUUUUCCAAGAAAAUGCUAACAUGGAUUUCAAGUAUGAUGUACAAAUAAUGUUUGAUGAGUAUAAUAAAUUACUAAAAGAAUAAACAGAGAAUCUUGAGAGAUAAAAAACACCUACCAGAAAGUCAGUUCUUUCCAAGAAAAAUGAAAAACUUAUCUAUCAUUAAAACCAUUAGGAAUACAUGAAUGAUUACAUAAGUAAUUUUGAGUAGCUUUAUUACUAAAAACUUAAUACUGAAAAAGAAAAUAGUAAUGCCAAGAGGUACUAACAGAGUAAUGACAAGGAAGAUUAAGAGUUAGAAUUUAAUGAAUUUGAUGCCUUUGACUUUCAGAUAAUUUCCUAGAAGAUUCAAAAUCAAACAAGAAAGCAGACUAAAUGA